CAGCGCGAGCAGGCUCCCGAGUCGUGGGGUUCCGAGUUGCGGGGUCCUGCGCUGGUCAGGGCAGUUCCCGCGGGCGCCAUGUCCCGAAACCUGCGGACCGCGCUCAUUUUCGGCGGCUUCAUAUCUCUGGUCGGCGCCGCCUUCUACCCCAUCUACUUCCGCCCCCUCAUGCGGCUGGAGGAAUACCAGAAGGAACAAGCUAUAAACCGGGCUGGUAUUGUACAAGAAGAUGUGCAACCACCAGGGUUGAAAGUGUGGUCUGAUCCAUUUGGCAGGAAAUGAGACGGCUGUCACCAACUCUGAUUGUAAAAUUAGACAUCUUCAUGCUCUAUUCUGCUGCAAGUGCAAUAAAUCACCUCGCUGUAGAGCAACGGUCUGGACUCUGUAAUGCCGUAAAUGAGGACUGUGCACGAGGAUUAAUAUUUCCCUUCUUAAGUAUCAAAAGCACCCUGGAACA
Molecule: messenger RNA, 457 nt
Organism: Molossus molossus (Pallas's mastiff bat)
Lineage: Eukaryota; Metazoa; Chordata; Mammalia; Chiroptera; Molossidae
Gene: SMIM20
Product: small integral membrane protein 20
Exons: 3
Coding region: 79-282 (67 amino acids)
Biological process (GO): mitochondrial respiratory chain complex IV assembly
Cellular component (GO): mitochondrial inner membrane
Source: RefSeq, a predicted model, not a curated record